AUGGCUUUAGCCGGGCUCUGCGCCCUGCUCGCCUGCUGCUGGGGGCCGGCGGCGGUGCUGGCCACGGCCGCCGGCGACGUGGACCCAUCCAAGGAGCUGGAGUGCAAGCUCAAAAGCAUCACGGUGUCGGCGCUGCCCUUCCUGCGCGAGAACGACCUGAGCAUCAUGCACAGCCCCUCGGCCUCCGAGCCCAAGCUCCUCUUCUCGGUGCGCAACGACUUCCCGGGAGAAAUGGUCGUGGUGGACGACCUGGAAAACACGGAGCUGCCCUACUUCGUGCUGGAGAUCUCAGGGAACACAGAGGACAUCCCUCUGGUGCGCUGGAGACAGCAAUGGCUGGAGAACGGCACUUUGCUUUUUCACAUUCAUCACCAAGAUGGUGCCCCCAGUCUCCCUGGACAAGACCCAACGGAAGAACCCCAGCAUGAGUCAGCAGAAGAGGAACUGAGGAUCCUGCACAUCUCAGUCAUGGGUGGCAUGAUUGCUCUGCUGCUGUCCAUCUUGUGCCUGGUGAUGAUCCUAUACACUCGCCGGCGCUGGUGCAAGCGCCGCAGGGUGCCCCAGCCCCAGAAGAGUGCCAGCGCCGAGGCCGCCAAUGAGAUUCACUACAUUCCCUCUGUGCUGAUCGGCGGGCACGGACGGGAGAGUCUGCGCAAUGCCCGUGUGCAGGGCCACAACUCCAGUGGCACCCUGAGCAUCCGGGAGACCCCCAUCCUGGACGGCUAUGAGUACGACAUCACAGACCUGCGCCACCACCUGCAGAGGGAGUGCAUGAACGGAGGGGAGGACUUCGCCAGCCAGGUCACCCGCACCCUGGACUCCCUGCAGGGCUGCAACGAGAAGGCAGGGAUGGACCUCACGCCAGGAAGCGACAAUGCCAAGCUAUCGCUGAUGAACAAGUACAAGGAUAACAUCAUUGCCACCAGCCCCGUGGACUCCAACCACCAGCAGGCCACUCUGCUCUCGCACACCUCCAGCAGCCAGAGAAAGCGGAUCAACAACAAGGCAAGAGCUGGUUCCGCCUUCCUGAACCCUGAAGGAGAUUCUGGCCCCGAGACAGAAAACGACCCCCAGCUGACCUUCUACACCGACCCCUCGCGGAGCCGGAGGCGCAGCAGAGUGGGCUCUCCCCGAAGUCCUGUGAAUAAGACCACCUUGACGCUGAUCAGCAUCACCAGCUGUGUGAUCGGCCUCGUGUGCGCCUCCCAUGUCAGCUGCCCCCUCGUUGUCAAAAUCACCCUGCACGUCCCCGAGCACCUGAUCGCCGAUGGGAGCCGCUUCAUCCUGCUGGAGGGGAGCCAGCUGGAUGCCAGUGACUGGCUGAACCCAGCUCAAGUGGUGCUCUUCUCUCAGCAGAACUCCAGUGGGCCCUGGGCCAUGGACCUCUGUGCCCGGCGGCUCCUAGACCCCUGUGAACACCAAUGUGACCCCGAAACUGGUAGGCAGGAGCACCGGGCAGCGGGGGAAUGCCUCUGCUACGAAGGUUACAUGAAGGAUCCAGUACACAAGCACCUUUGCAUUCGGAAUGAAUGGGGCACAAACCAGGGGCCUUGGCCUUACACAAUAUUUCAGCGGGGCUUUGACCUGGUUUUGGGAGAACAGCCUUCUGAUAAAAUAUUCAGAUUCACCUACACCCUUGGGGAGGGCAUGUGGCUGCCCCUCAGCAAGAGCUUUGUGAUCCCACCGGCUGAACUGGCCAUUAACCCUUCCGCGAAGUGUAAAACGGACAUGACAGUGAUGGAGGACGCUGUGGAGGUCAGAGAGGAGCUGAUGACCUCGUCCUCCUUUGACAGCCUGGAGGUUCUGCUGGAUUCCUUUGGGCCAGUGCGGGAUUGCAGCAAGGAUAACGGGGGCUGCAGUAAGAACUUCCGCUGCAUCUCAGACCGCAAGCUGGACUCCACUGGUUGCGUGUGCCCGUCCGGACUGAGCCCCAUGAAGGACAGCUCUGGCUGCUAUGACCGCCACAUUGGGGUGGACUGCUCAGACGGCUUCAACGGCGGCUGCGAGCAGCUGUGUCUCCAGCAGAUGGCGCCCUUCCCGGACGACCCCGCCUUGUACAACAUCCUCAUGUUCUGUGGGUGCAUCGAGGAUUACAAGCUCGGUUUGGAUGGUCGCUCUUGCCAACUCAUCGUGGAGACCUGCCCGGAGGGAGGAGACUGUGGGGAAAGCAGGGAGGUUCCCAUGAACCAGACCCUCUUUGGGGAGAUGUUCUUUGGUUACAACAACCAUUCCAAGGAAGUGGCUGCAGGACAAGUGCUGAAAGGAACAUUCAGGCAAAACAACUUUGCUCGAGGUUUAGACCAGCAACUGCCAGAUGGUCUUGUGGUGGCCACUGUCCCCCUGGAGAAUCAGUGCCUGGAGGAAAUCUCGGAGCCCACCCCCGACCCCGAGUUCCUGACUGGAAUGGUGAACUUCAGUGAGGUGUCUGGAUACCCUGUGUUGCAGCACUGGAAGGUCCGGUCUGUGAUGUACCACAUCAAACUCAACCAAGUGGCCGUCUCUCAGGCCCUCAGCAAUGCGCUCCACUCCCUGGACGGGGCUACAUCGCGUGGGGAUUUUGUGGCCUUGUUGGACCAGUUUGGCAACCAUUACAUCCAGGAAGCUGUCUAUGGCUUUGAGGAGUCCUGUUCCAUCUGGUACCCAAACAAGCAGGUGCAGCGGCGACUCUGGCUGGAAUAUGAGGACAUCAGCAAAGGCAACUCCCCAUCUGAUGAGUCGGAGGAGCGGGAAAGAGACCCCAAGGUGCUCACGUUCCCAGAAUACAUCGCCAGCCUGUCAGAGACUGGCACCAAGCGCAUGGCAGCUGGAGUCCGCAUGGAAUGCCAGAGCAAAGGACGAUGCCCCUCAUCCUGCCCCCUGUGUCAUGUGACAUCCAGCCCUGACACUCCUGCUGAGCCAGUUCUACUGGAGGUGACCAGAGCAGCCCCCAUCUAUGAACUGGUGACCAACAACCAGACACAGAGGCUCUUGCAGGAGGCCACCAUGAGCUCACUCUGGUGCUCAGGGACUGGAGAUGUCAUCGAGGACUGGUGUCGAUGCGACUCCACGGCUUUUGGAGCAGAUGGACUUCCCACCUGUGCACCUCUCCCACAGCCUGUGCUGAGACUCUCCACGGUUCAUGAGCCCAGCAGCACCCUCGUGGUCCUGGAGUGGGAACACUCAGAGCCUCCAAUCGGGGUGCAGAUUGUAGAUUACCUCAUCCGUCAGGAGAAGGUCACUGACAGGAUGGACCACUCCAAAGUGGAGACAGAAACGGUGCUGAGCUUUGUGGACGACAUCAUCUCUGGAGCAAAGUCUCCUUGUGCCAUGCCCUCUCGGGUACCAGACAAGCAGCUCACCACUAUCUCUCUGAUCGUUCGAUGCCUGGAACCGGACACCAUCUACAUGUUCACCCUGUGGGGAGUGGACAACACCGGACGGCGCUCCAGGCCCAGCGAUGUGAUUGUGAAGACCCCCUGCCCCGUGGUAGAUGAUGUCAAGGCCCAGGAAAUAGCAGACAAGAUCUACAAUCUCUUCAAUGGCUAUACCAGUGGGAAGGAGCAACAGACGGCCUAUAACACCCUCCUGGAUCUGGGUUCCCCCACCCUACAUCGAGUCCUCUACCACUAUAACCAGCACUAUGAGAGUUUUGGAGAAUUCACCUGGCGGUGUGAGGAUGAAUUAGGCCCCAGGAAAGCUGGCCUCAUCCUUUCCCAGCUGGGGGAUCUCAGCAGUUGGUGCAAUGGCCUCCUUCAGGAACCCAAGAUAAGCUUGCGACGAGGCUCCCUUAAGUACCUGGGCUGCCGCUACAGCGAGAUCAAGCCCUAUGGACUCGACUGGUCAGAGCUCAGCCGGGACCUCAGGAAGACAUGUGAGGAGCAGACCCUGAGCGUCCCUUACAACGACUAUGGGGACAGCAAAGACAUCUAACGCCACGAGGCCAGACGGUGGCUGCCAAAAGGAAGCAGGAAGCGAGGAGAGGA
Molecule: messenger RNA, 3962 nt
Organism: Neomonachus schauinslandi (Hawaiian monk seal)
Lineage: Eukaryota; Metazoa; Chordata; Mammalia; Carnivora; Phocidae
Gene: ASTN1
Product: astrotactin 1
Exons: 23
Coding region: 1-3909 (1302 amino acids)
Biological process (GO): neuron cell-cell adhesion; neuron migration
Molecular function (GO): protein binding
Source: RefSeq, a predicted model, not a curated record